GUUCUCUGUACUCACCUUUUGUACUACCUGGAACCUGGGAAUGCCUUUGUCCGUGCAAUAUGGACUUCACAGAGAUCUACAAGCAAAGUGCCUCUCUUGUCUGCUUUUCACCCGGCACGCGGUUCCUCUUGACCGCAAUCCAAGACAGACUCGUAAUCCGACACGCUGAGACAUUUCAAAUAAUUCGCACCUGGGCCAUGGAAAAUACUGGAACGCCGACUAGCCUGGUUGUUUCUAACACUGCCGCCGCCAAGAUUAACACCAAAGGCGCAGACCCGAGCAAGGGUAGAAGAAUCAACAGGAGUGGAGGCAAUGAGGGUUCUGCAAGCGGGAACGAAAGCUGGGUCACUCAUGCUGGCUGGUCUUGCGACUCGGAGUAUGUGUUUGGGGCGUGUGCGAAGAGCGGGUUCGUGGAGGUCUUUCAAAUGCGGGACGAUGCAUGGCGAACCCGCAUCGACGCUGGGGCCGAAGGCUUGACGAAGGUUGAAUGGGCGCCUGAUGGACGCUCUAUUGUCUGCUGGAGCGAAUGGGGUCCUCCGCCCGAGCUGGCCGUAGGGUCUCGCGCGAGUACCAGUGCGGACCACAUCACGUGGAACGCGGACGGCAGCCUGCUCCUCGUGCGCUACGGUAGCGCACCGGACGCGGUCUGGCUCUACUCCUUCCCGCAACUGGGCGAAGGCGCCGCGUCAGCCACACGGCGACGGCUUGAGGGCCCGCCGCCCAAGCCGAAGCUGCGCACGGUCCUCGUGCACGCGUCGCCCGUCGCAUCGGCGCGAUGGAAUCCCGUGCGCCGGGGCAGCCUCGCCAUCUGCUGCGGCGGGGGCGCGCUGUACAUGUGGAGCGACGAGUGGGUCAGCGAGGAUCGCGCGGACGACCACGCACAUGCGCUAGCGGACAGCCGGCCGGAGGGAGAGGAGGUUGCUGAGUGUGUCGGUGUGCCAGCAAGUAGGUCUUCCACUCAUUAUCGACCAUGGACAGAGCGAUUCUGA
Molecule: messenger RNA, 989 nt
Organism: Postia placenta MAD-698-R-SB12
Lineage: Eukaryota; Fungi; Basidiomycota; Agaricomycetes; Polyporales; Adustoporiaceae
Exons: 2
Coding region: 60-989 (309 amino acids)
Biological process (GO): microtubule anchoring at mitotic spindle pole body; protein localization to mitotic spindle pole body; mitotic sister chromatid segregation
Cellular component (GO): microtubule organizing center; MWP complex; mitotic spindle
Molecular function (GO): protein binding
Source: RefSeq, a predicted model, not a curated record